This is a messenger RNA of Ornithorhynchus anatinus (platypus), 1052 nucleotides long. It is a transcript of the gene CEBPE, whose product is annotated as CCAAT enhancer binding protein epsilon. Gene Ontology annotation, molecular function: RNA polymerase II cis-regulatory region sequence-specific DNA binding; DNA-binding transcription factor activity, RNA polymerase II-specific. Lineage: Eukaryota; Metazoa; Chordata; Mammalia; Monotremata; Ornithorhynchidae. The coding region runs from base 1 to 834 and encodes 277 amino acids. The transcript has 2 exons. The record is from RefSeq and is a predicted model, not a curated record. Gene Ontology annotation, biological process: regulation of transcription by RNA polymerase II; DNA-templated transcription; myeloid cell differentiation.
AUGUCCCACAGCACCUACUACGAGUGUGAGCGGCGAGGGCCGGGGCUGGAGUUCGCGGGGAGCCGCGGCGGGCCUGGGGAGCUGGGUACCAUGUGCGACCACGAGGCGUCCAUCGACCUGUCCGCCUACAUCGAGUCCGGCGAGGAGCAGCUCCUCUCCGACCUCUUCUCGGGGAAGCCUCCUCCGGAGCCGCGAGGGCUCAAGGGCCCUGGCGCUCCCGGCUUCGCUCACUACCUCCCGCCCGACCCCGGACCCUUCGCCUACUCCCCGCACCCGUUCGGCCCCGACAGGAAGGGCCUGGGACCCAGCGCCUACAGCCCCUCCGGCGGCUACGACCCCCGAGCCGUGGCGGUCAAGGAGGAGCCGCGGGGACCGGAGGGCGCCAGGAGCGUCGGGCGCAGCGGGUACAACCCCCUGCAAUACCAGGUCGCGCACUGCGGGCAGACUGCCAUGCACCUGCCCCCCGCCCUGGGCACACCCAGCCAGCCCUUACGGGUUCUCAAGGGCCCCCUGGCCGCCCCUCCCUGCAGCCCCCUCCUCAAAGCCCCCUCCCCGGCCGGGGUCCCCCACAAGGGCAAGAAGGCAGUGAACAAGGACAGUCUGGAGUAUCGGCUGAGAAGGGAGCGGAACAACAUCGCCGUGCGGAAGAGCCGAGACAAAGCCAAGCGUCGCAUCCUGGAGACGCAGCAGAAGGUGCUGGAGUACAUGGCCGAGAACGAGAGGCUGCGCAGCCGGGUGGAGCAGCUCAGCCAGGAGCUGGACACGCUGCGGAACCUCUUCCGCCAGAUCCCGGAGGCCGCCGGCCUCAUCAAGGGCGUGGGCGGCUGCGGCUGAGCUCCCUCGUGGCAGGGGGACCAGGGGGUAGGGACCGGGGUGGGGAACCAGGACCGGACCCGGGGGAGCACCCCUCCCCAACGGUCCCCACCCCCUGGGACCACCGCCCCCGGGCUGUCUCCGGCGGCUCCGGUCGAGGGCCCCGGCCCCCUGCCCAGGGCUCGGACUCGGCCCGCCGGGAACAAAUGGGCAGGGACUUGCGGGGCUGAGGUGGCGGA